AUGGAGGCUGGACCCGUCCGCCAGCCGCUCGACGUCCCGUCGCUGGAGGCGUAUGUCCACCGCGCCGUGCCGGCGAUCCAGACGCCCCUGCAGGUGCACCAGUUCCCCCGGGGCCAGUCCAACCCCACGUACCAGCUCACGGCCGCCGACGGGGCGCGGUACGUGCUGCGGAAGAAGCCCCCCGGCCGCCUGCCCGCCCCGGCCGCGCAUCCCAUCGAGCGCGAGUACCGCAUCCUCGACGCCCUGCGCCGCCACGGCGCGGUGCCGGUGCCCCGGGUGUACAGCCUCUGCGAGGAUGCCCGCGUCCUCCAGACCCCGUUCUACAUCAUGGAGUUCCUGGACGGGCGCAUCUUCGCGGAUGGCCGCAUGCCGGGGGUGAGCCCCCACCACCGGGCCGCCCUUUUGCUGACGGACGGACCCCGAUCAAGGUGGCAGGACGCCAUCAGGACGCUGGCCACCAUCCACCGGCUGGACGUGCAGGCGCUGGGGCUCGAGACACUGGGCCAGCCGGCCGCCUUCUACCGGCGCCAGGGAUCGACCCUGACCCGCAUCGCCCGGCAGCAAGCCCAUCCCCCCCGGGCCCCCCUGCCCCAUCUGGCCGCGAUGCACCGCUUCUUCGCCUGCGCCGCGAGCCAGCCCCGGGAUCGCAGCACCCUGGUGCACGGUGACUACAAGAUCGAGAAUCUCAUCUUCCACCCGACCGAGCCGCGCGUCCUGGGGGUGAUCGACUGGGAGUUCUGCACGCGCGGCCACCCGCUGGCGGACUUUUGCACCCUGACGCACGGCCACCCCCCCUCCCUCUCCCCCGCCCGGACGGACUGUACGGCCUGGUAUGCCGACCUGGCCGGCUGGGACCCGACCGGCGACCUGGCCUGGGGGGACGCCUUCGUCCUGUUCCGGACGGCCGUGCUGACGCAGACCGUGCAGGCCCGGGAGGCCGGAACGAGCCGAGCCCAGGACCCCCUCCCGCUGGCUCGCGCGGCCUGGGCCCGCGUGCAAGGGCUGAGUCGACUGUGA
Aspergillus heteromorphus CBS 117.55 is the source of this 1017-nucleotide messenger RNA. Its product is annotated as phosphotransferase family protein. The coding region runs from base 1 to 1017 and encodes 338 amino acids. The transcript has 2 exons. Lineage: Eukaryota; Fungi; Ascomycota; Eurotiomycetes; Eurotiales; Aspergillaceae. The record is from RefSeq and is a predicted model, not a curated record.